AGAGUGCCCAGACAAACUGCCGGAAAAAUCCACACCAUGUCUUUGGCCUCUUGGCGCAAAGGGUCGUCGCUCUAGGCAUCUCUAUGGUGAAACUUAUAUAUACUUUGCAUGGGAAGCCUGAACUAGGUCUAUUUUAAACCGGAAGUGUACAUAAAGACUGGGAAGGCACUUUUAAGAUUAGAGGACGCAAUGGUCUGUGCUGCUGUUUUUGCUAUUUCUGCCAUUUUGAGGAGUACCACUGGAGCUCUUCCUGUUUGUUCUGCACUCUUACCGCUGAGACGUACAGCUUUAUGUUAUUGCACAGUAAAUGGGAAAAUGAAAUCCAAAAUAAAGUUGGAUCAUUUGGAGAGAACAGCAAACAACUUUCGACACGAGAUGAUUUCUAAAGCAAAAGUAUGUGGAAUCACGGAUGAAUCUGAAACAGUUAAAAGACUCCGUUUAGCGGUCACAGAUAAAGAAUUUACUUUUAAGGCAGGACAAUGGGUAGACUUCUUUAUACCUGGAGUUGCUGUAGUUGGUGGAUUCUCAAUAUGUUCAAGUCCUGGUCUGUUGGAACAAGAAGGAGUAUUGGAAUUAGCAAUAAAGCGUACAGCACACCUUCCUGCUCACUGGGUCCACACUCAGUGUGCUCUUGACUCAGAGGUGGCUUUGCGAGUGGGAGGCAACUUUUUCUUUGAUCCUCAACCAUCAGACAUACCUGUAAACCUGGUGCUCAUUGCAGGUGGAGUAGGAAUCAACCCUUUGUUUUCUAUACUGCUUCACGUCGCUGACCUUCAUAAAACUCAAGAAAAUAAAGGGAUUGGGUACACGGUGGGAACAGCAAAUCUUUUCUACAGUGCAAAAAACAGCCAUGAGCUUCUGUUUAGGAAACAAAUCCUUGGGCUGACAAAUGCAUUUCCUGGAAAGAUUGCGUGCAGUUUCCAUGUUACCCAGCAGAAUUCGCAGAGCUGUGAGAAACUUCAGCCUUACAUCAAGGAAGGAAGAAUAUCUGCAAAAGAUCUUGAAAAAUGUAUCUCCAAGGAUACUUUAUGGUACAUCUGUGGUCCACCUCCAAUGAUAGAAUCCGUCUCCAAGCUGCUAGGAAACCUUGGGGUGGCCCCAAAGAACAUUUUCUUUGAAAAGUGGUGGUAGCACAUGCAACAACAAUUUAGCAGAAAAUAGAAACCAAAGGUAAAGAAUAUAUAUGUACUGAUGAAAGCCAAGAAUAUGCAGAAAAUGAACAUUUCCAUGUAUGCAAAUGAGAUCAUCCUGUAUGAAAUUCUACGACAUUCUAGAUUUGGUCAGUCAAUCUUGAAAAAAUAAACACAGUAGAAAAACACAGUUUAUAAUCAUGACAUUAUUGUAUAUAUGACUGACUUGACUGCAACUUUUGAAAGUAAAUAAUAUAUUUCUUUAA
Molecule: messenger RNA, 1396 nt
Organism: Hemicordylus capensis (graceful crag lizard)
Lineage: Eukaryota; Metazoa; Chordata; Lepidosauria; Squamata; Cordylidae
Gene: OXNAD1
Product: oxidoreductase NAD binding domain containing 1
Exons: 8
Coding region: 190-1131 (313 amino acids)
Cellular component (GO): mitochondrion
Molecular function (GO): oxidoreductase activity
Source: RefSeq, a predicted model, not a curated record